AGUAAACUGGAUAAUCUGAUAGUAGUUGUCGAUGGGGACAGGGAUACCCCCGGGUCGUCUACUGAAAAUACGCCAUUACUGUCACAGAAAGAAAAACAGAAGAUCAAUCAAACAAACCAGAGAUGUCGCGCGAGUUUGUUGAAGGUGGUUAUGAGGGAGAACUGGUUUGACAUCCUAGAGUUCCUGUUCUACAGCUGGUUCUCUCUUGUAGCAUAUUGUAUCCUGCCUGCAUUACUAAGCUACCUCAUUGAUUUCAUAGACAACAAAUCUACCUCCGGGGCACCGCUAUGGGUUGGAAUAUUCUACGGUCUCGUCUGCGUGGUUUCAAUGGAAGGUUCUUCUAUAUUCUACAACGUGCAAUGUCAUCAUACAGCCACCGCGGGACUUAAAAUAAAACAUUCUUUAAUGUAUCUCAUAUAUCAGAAGGCUUUAACCGUUUCAAAAGCCGAGACGAGAAUAUCGGUUGGUGACGUAGUAAAUCACAUGUCUGUAGAUUGUCAGAGGAUACAAGAUUCUGUGUUUUACUCCUAUUAUCUUCCCGACGCCAUCAUCUUUCUAGCCGUAGCCUCAUAUCUCCUAUACAAUACCGUUGGCGGGGCGGCAACUCUUGGCGGCAUGACACUUCUCAUUUUGAUUGUACCGUUGAACGUGUAUAUCGUUCGUAAGCAAAAGCUCAUUCAGACACAACUGUUAAACAUUAAAGGACUCCGUGUGAGACUUAUGAAUGAGAUUCUAUCUGGAAUAAAGGUAUUGAAAAUGUACGCAUGGGAAUAUACUUUCAUGAACAAGAUCCAAGAUAUCCGCGAUAAGGAGGUGGCAUUUCUCAAACAGAACGCAACACUUAUGGCAAUCAGCACUUCCUUAGCCAAUCACAGCCCUUAUAUGAUCCAUCUAGUCUUGUUGUUGAUCUAUGUACUGACGUCACCGGACAGUUACGUCAGCUCAAGUGUCGUUUUUGUGUCAAUGUCCGUGAUUGUCAUCAUCAAAGGUCCACUAACUAUACUACCGACACUUUUGAACACCCUGGUCCAGGCGUACGUUUCAUUAACAAGAAUUGAAGAGUUUCUAUGUUCUUCCGACCUGGAUGAUACUGAAUUUGAUGUCGUUAAACCUGCAGAUUAUAGCGUUUAUGUACGCGAUGGAACGUUCACGUGGGAUACCGACGACCCGGAAGAGAGUCUGUCCAGAAUCAAUCUUAAGAUCCGAGCUGGCCAACUUAUUGCUGUGGUGGGAUACUGUGGUUCCGGCAAAUCAUCUUUGUUGUCGGCAAUUCUCGGAGAAAUGCGGAGAUUGAGCGGUCACGUGCAGGUCAAGGGAUCUGUUGCUUACGUCCCACAAGAAGCCUGGAUUCAGAAUAUGACAUUAAGAGACAAUGUUCUGUUUGGUAAAAGUUAUAAUCAUAGUAAGUACUGGAAGGUCAUAGAGAACUGUUCACUAAAAUCUGACCUGGCUAUGUUAGAUGGUGGAGAUGCUACUGAAAUCGGAGAAAAGGGUACGAAUAUUAGCGGAGGACAAAAACAAAGAAUCAGCAUGGCACGUGCUGUGUAUAGCAACGCAAACAUCUACUUCCUUGACGACCCUUUGUCAGCCGUUGACGCUCACGUGGGGAAGGACCUUUUUAAAAACGUCAUAGGAAACAGUGGCAUGUUGAAGAAUAAAACGAGAAUUCUGGUAACGCACGCUAUCCAUUGGUUACCGCUUGUUGACAACAUUAUUGUGAUGAAUGACGGUAAGAUAUCAGAAUGUGGCACGUAUGAUGAGCUAAUGAUGCACAAUGGACCUUUUGCCCAGUUUCUGCUUCAGUAUCUACAGAACGAGCCGCCUGAGGAGUUAAACGACCCAGAGAUUCAAUGGAUAAGAGAAAACAUGCUGGAACAAGUCGAGACAGUGACGUCAGAAGGUGGAGACGGAAACUCGUCAGAAGAUGCGGCGUCCAGGGUCAAGGGCAAAAAAUGGAAGAAGAAGAAAACACGUAAACGACAUUUGUCAAGCUUGUCAGUUAAUCAGUCAAGUAUUAGAGCAAUAUCUACACAGAUUGCCAUGACAACACAGGACACCACGCGCCUGACAACGGAAGAAGUGGUUCAUGAAGGAACGGUCAAGUUGGAAGUUUUGAUGGACUAUUUCAAGGCAAUGGGUAAAUGGGUGGCACUUACUUCAGUACUUCUAAUGGUAUCCUACCACACCCUGACAGUCUAUUCCAUGUUCUGGUUGACAUUCUGGACAGAGGAUCCGUUCUUAAAAAACCGUAGCAACGCUGUCCUUGACGAAUAUACAGAUAAAUCCAUCAAUUAUCUCAUCAUUUAUGCAGUACUGGGAGUAAUCCAAGGGAUUGCAGUUUUUGUGUCAUAUUACCUAGCGUUGAAUAGAUUGAUACAGGCGUCGUCAGUUCUUCAUUCUAAGAUGUUGACAAGCGUCCUCAGAUCACCGAUGUCUUUCUUUGAUAGUGUUCCAAUAGGAAGAAUUCUUAAUAGAUUCUCGAGCGACAUCGACACGUUAGACAAUAAAUUACCGGAAUCUUACCGUGUGUGGAUCAACAUGCUCUUGACGACGGUGUCGGCCAUUGUUGUCAUGGUGAUAAGCACACCAAUCUUCAUCCUCGUUAUUGUACCAACUGUUGUCAUCUUGGUUGCCAUUAUUUACUUUUAUCUGCCGACGACGCGCAAGAUGCGCCGGAUAGAGGCUGUCACGAGAUCACCCAUCUACAACUACUUCAGCGAAACCCUGACUGGAGCGGCUGUUAUCAGGGCUUUCAAAUGCAGUAACCGAUUUACUCAGGAGUUUUUCCGUCGUAACGACGAAAAUUCUACCUACUAUUUUGCUGCAAAUACUGGAGCAAGAUGGAUUGCUGUGCGUAUCGAGUUCCUGGGCAACAUCAUCCUCCUGGCGGCCAUUAUGAUCGCAAUAACCUCAGAUACCCACGGAGGCCAGCUCGGUCUGUCGGUUACUUACGCUGUCCAGAUAACGUUUUCGUUAAACACCGUUGUAUGGAGUGUUACAGAGAUGGAAAUGAACAUAGUCUCGGCUGAGAGAGUGCACGAGUUCUCCGAUCUUCCUUCAGAGGCCGAGUGGAAGGAAGACAAAGUUCCGCCGAGAAAAGACUGGCCGGCCACAGGAAGUAUAAGUUACAAGAAGUACUGCACGCGGUAUAGAGCGGGUCUGGAACUCGUGCUGCGAGGGAUUACAUUUAAUAUACGACACGGAGAAAAGAUUGGUGUUGUUGGUAGAACAGGCGCUGGUAAAUCUUCCCUAGCACUGAGUUUAUUUCGUAUUAUCGAGGCAAGCUCUGGCUCAAUCCUGAUCGAUGGCACGGAGAUUGCGGACCUUGGGCUUCACACCCUUCGCAGGAACAUCACAAUUCUUCCUCAAGAUCCCGUUUUGUUUUCUGGAACGCUGAAAUUUAACGUUGACCCCCUGAACGCGUUCUCUGAUGACGAGAUUUGGCGGGCCCUGGAAUGUGCACAUCUAAAAUCAUUUGCAAUGAAACAGCCAGAGGGUUUGUUGUAUGACUGUGGGGAAGCCGGUCAGAAUUUUAGUGUGGGUCAGAGACAGUUGGUGUGUCUAGCCCGGACGUUACUUAACAAGACUAACAUACUAGUACUGGACGAGGCGACAGCUGCCGUGGAUUUUGAGACCGACAAUUUGAUCCAGCAGACGAUAAAGUCACAGUUCACUGAUUGCACGAUUUUCACGAUCGCUCAUAGACUUAACACGAUCAUGGAUUACGACAGAGUUAUGGUCCUUGACAAAGGACUGAUUAAAGAAUUCGCAUCACCUAGAGAACUCCUAAACGACAAAGAAGGUAUAUUUCACUCGAUGGCAAAAGACGCACAGCUCGUGAAAACAUGAUAGAAUACGAGUGGAUAAAAAAUCAGUUGCUCUACAGUGAUUUGGAAGAGUUACAAAUCAAAAUAUUAAU
Ruditapes philippinarum (Manila clam) is the source of this 3919-nucleotide messenger RNA. Its product is annotated as multidrug resistance-associated protein 1-like. Gene Ontology annotation, cellular component: membrane. Gene Ontology annotation, biological process: transmembrane transport. Gene Ontology annotation, molecular function: ATP hydrolysis activity; ATP binding; ABC-type transporter activity. Lineage: Eukaryota; Metazoa; Mollusca; Bivalvia; Venerida; Veneridae. The record is from RefSeq and is a predicted model, not a curated record.